This is a messenger RNA of Chionomys nivalis (European snow vole), 1426 nucleotides long. RefSeq names its product cyclin N-terminal domain containing 1 (gene Cntd1). Gene Ontology annotation, biological process: reciprocal meiotic recombination. Gene Ontology annotation, cellular component: site of double-strand break. The record is from RefSeq and is a predicted model, not a curated record. The coding region runs from base 1 to 987 and encodes 328 amino acids. The transcript is spliced from 7 exons. NCBI's taxonomy places the organism in Eukaryota, Metazoa, Chordata, Mammalia, Rodentia, Cricetidae.
AUGGAAGGACCCCUGAGGCCCAGACUAGCUAAUUCCAGUGACUUCCAGUUUGGAGCGGUUGCCACAGAGACCAUCGAAAAUGCGCUGCUUCACUUGGCCCAGCAGAAUGAGCAAGCUGUGAAGGAGGCUGCGGGACGGAUGGGCAGCUUCAGGGAGAGCCGGAUCGUGGAGUUUGUUUUUCUCCUGUCUGAACAAUGGUGUCUGGAGAAAUCUGUGAGCUACCAGGCUGUAGAAAUCCUAGAAAGGUUUAUGGUGAAGCAGGCAGAGAACAUCUGUCAGCAAGCCACAAUCCAGCCGAGAACUAAGACCGAAUUGCAGAACUGGAGGGCUCUGAAAGAGCAGCUUUUCAACAAGUUUAUCCUCCGCUUGGUGUCAUGUGUGCAGCUGGCCAGCAAACUGUCUUUCCACUACAAAAUAGUCAGCAACGUUACAGUCCUGAACUUCCUCCAGGCUCUUGGUUACAUGUGCACCAAAGAAGAACUACUGGAGUCAGAGCUUGAUGUCUUGAAGUCCCUGAACUUCCAGAUAAACCUGCCCACUCCUUUGGCAUAUGUGGAGAUGCUCCUUGAAGUUCUAGGGUACAAUGGCUGCUUGGUCCCAGCCACACAACUACAUGCAACUUGCCUGACCCUCCUUGACCUGGUCUAUCUUCUGCAUGAACCCAUCUAUGAGAGCCUAUUGAGGGCUUCAAUUGAGAAUUCUACGCCCAGUCAGCUGCAAGGGGAGAAGUUUGUCUCUGUGAAGGAAGACUUCAUGCUGCUGGCAGUUGGAAUCAUUGCAGCAAGUGCUUUCAUCCAGAACCACGAAUGCUGGAGCCAGGUUGUAGGGCAUUUGCAGAGCAUCACUGGCAUCGCUUUGGAAAGCAUUGCUGAGUUCUCUUAUGCAAUCCUGACUCACAGCGUGGGAACACACACUCCUGGGCAACAGCAGCCUGUUCCCCACAAGGCAGCCAGAGCUCUGAGGACUGCUGCUUCCUCUAACACAUGAGGCUGGCUAAACCCCAGACACAGCCUUCUGUCACUGUAUUCUCCUUCUCUUUGUUUACUUCCAUUCUCAGGGUACAAAAAUUCCAAGUUUCCUUUGGAUAGUAUUUUGUAUUCCAAUUUCAGGCACUUUUUCCCUACAUCAGAGACAGUUAUGGUGGACAAAUACAUCCUUGUAUGUUCAUAGCAGGCUAAAAACAUCAAAGAAUUGGAGAGAGUUAGAUUAUGAAAUUGGUUCAUUUUUGUUUGACAAGACAUUUAAGUUUUCCUAAUUUAAUCUGAUUAUCAGAGAACAUCAGAUAAGUACUACCCAGGGUUUUAAAACAGACUUUUGGAUGGCCUUGGCUGAGUAUCUCAGUAGCCUUUCUUCCCUUGUUCCCCUACAACUGUUUGUUCUUCCUUCCUUCUUUUUUUUUAAAGAUAGAAUCUCACUAUUUGGAUGU